AUGAAGCCAAUACCAUUGUCUCAUACCCAGAAGUGGAAGCCAAUACCCCCACUACUUCCGGAACGGCAGCCAUCUAUAACAUUUUCUGAUAUGCCCCUCGAUCUAAAAUACCAGAUUAUCGAAAGUUGUGAUGCUGUCUCUUUCCUUUCUCUUUCGAAAACCUGUAAAUUGUUCCACGAAGCACUCACUUGUCAGUAUGGUAAGACUAUUUACCUCAAACUUCUUAUGCGCGGAAUGUGUAAGCAGUCGUGGUUAAUUUAUAAAAUCCAAAAAAUUCGAGAGAAACAACGUAAAUGGGAAGAGGAGCAGGAACGGGAGAGACAGUUUCUAUAUCGACAUUUAUUGGCACCGGGAGCCGACGUAUUUUUUGAUCAAAUGCUACCGGAAAAAAUAUUUCCUGCUCGAGAAAUCCUUAGAAACUAUAAGAUAUCUGCAGAAUGCCCAGUGGCUCUGAGCAAGGAGCUAUAUAAAAUACAAGAGACCGCUCAAUAUUUCACGAAACUCUUUCGGUCCUCAAGCUUCGAUAUCAGCGAGCCACAGGUAUGGCUCAACAAAGAGAGGAACCUAUGGGACCCGGCAUUGCCUCCAUUAUCGGUCCUGAGCGACGAAGACCUCGAUGAGGCCUUUUACGAAUUUUGGCUGGUUUUGAUGUUAUUCAAACAUCCAUGCCUCGUUCGACGCUGGAGGCUUUAUUUGGAGGGUGACGAUCGCAUCUGGCUUUCAGAAUGCAAAGCCAUAUUUGGCUAUAAGAUAACUUACGAUAAAGCAAAGGAAAUGAAGCUAACGACAAUACGGAUAUUUGUGGAGAAGUUGGUCAGGGACUUCGUGUCAUCCUGUCAUGAAUUUGCACACUCUAAAAGUCCAUGUUCGGGGCUUUUAGAUAUCGAUACCGGCCCAUUUUAUAUUACACCGCACUCAAACUGCCUAUAUUUACCGUGCAGUCAAGAUAUGGAGAACUAUCACCUGUAUAUUAAGGCAUUUAUGCUCCGAUAUAGUUUACCAGGAAUAAUGCUUUUCUUGAAAGAUGAGAUUUUGAGUGGCUACCAUACGCUUAAACAUGAUGCAGAGACCUUUCUAGAAGAUGAGAGACGGAAGGGCAGAGGUGCGCAAUGGGAACAUUUGACUAGGAGCUAA
Molecule: messenger RNA, 1134 nt
Organism: Orbilia oligospora ATCC 24927
Lineage: Eukaryota; Fungi; Ascomycota; Orbiliomycetes; Orbiliales; Orbiliaceae
Exons: 2
Coding region: 1-1134 (377 amino acids)
Molecular function (GO): protein binding
Source: RefSeq, a predicted model, not a curated record